CGAGCUUGAUUUCAAAAAGUAAGUCUCCCAUUCACCCUCACUCGCACCUUCGGGGCUUCCGAGAUCGCUCCCGCCCUCCAUUCCAUUCGCGUCAAGCACCAACCAUGUCGCAAUCCAAGAGGCACGUACCGACCGACGACGAGCUUCGGCCACCGGUGUACGAAGAAGGCUCCAACGUGGGGCCCAACAUCUCCCAAGCCCUCGAGCUCGAAGACCUGGACCGGGACCUGUACCGGAGCCGGCAAGGGAGCCUGUGGCUGCCCGCCAAUGCCAGGGGCGUCUUUGGCGGCCAGGUCAUCGGUCAGGCGCUCACGGCGGCCAACCGAACGGUUCGAGACAAUGUUCGAGUUCAUUCGCUACACAGCUACUUUCUCCUCUCUGGCGACGUCACCGUUCCCAUCUACUACUUUGUGACGCGGCUCCGAGAUGGCGGCUCGUACGUGACCCGUCUCGUCGAGGCCAAGCAGAAGGGUCGCUGCAUCUUUACCAUGACGGUGUCGUACCAAGUGCCCGAGCCAUACCGACCACGCUUUGCAAUCGCCCUGCCCCGAUCCGCCGGAUCGAGCGACAAGGUUGAGCAACCCAUGAGCCUGUCCACGCUCAAGGCGUCCGAAGAGGUGAGCCUGCCCUCUCGCUUCAGCAGGGAGAGGGCAGAGGGGAACAUUGUCGAGGGUCUGCCGUCGUACGAGGAUGCGCCGCUCAACGAGGAGCGCUACUUGCGGCUUCUCGAGGAGAUGAAGGACCAUCUGCCCGAGGGCAUCAAGACAAGACUCAAGACAUGGAUCAAGGACCGGCAGGACAGUGCCAUCGAGAUUCGUGAUGCGCUGCCCAACAUGUACGACGAAAACGGCCUGCCGAUGCCUGGGUACGAGCAGGCAUUCUGGAUGAGGACGAGGCUGCCGGUCCAGGGCGGCGAGGAUGCACAAAAGGCCGCGCUGGCCUAUGCAAGCGACCUGCAAUUCCUGGGCACCGUCACAAAAGCCCUGGGCAACAGCCGGAGGAUAAAGAUGAUGGCCACGCUCGACCACAGCAUCUGGUUCUACGAGCCAUUUGACUUCCACGAGCCUAUGCUCUUCUUUAUGCAAGCUCAGGCCGCCUCGAACGGGCGGGGUCUCGUCUUUGGCAGGUUCUACAAGAGGGACGGCACUCUCGUGGCGGUCCUCUCCCAGGAGGGUCUCGUGCGUGGCAAGAACGAGGGCGAGCCGGCAAGGGCAAGCAGCAGCAGUAAAGGCAAGGACGAGGGCGACAGCAGUAGCAGCAGCAAGGCGAAACUUUGACGAGUCGAUGGAAUUGACAUUUCUUUGCUUCGGUGACAUUUGGAUGCUUGCUCUUCUGGGGUUUUAUGAACCUGUUGUGUGGGAUGGGGCCUUGGCUAAAUCUACAGGAGAUGUGGCUGGUGUCUUUCGCGAAAAGAAUCAAAGGCAGUGGAC
This is a messenger RNA of Acaromyces ingoldii, 1430 nucleotides long. RefSeq names its product Thioesterase/thiol ester dehydrase-isomerase. The coding region runs from base 105 to 1277 and encodes 390 amino acids. Gene Ontology annotation, molecular function: fatty acyl-CoA hydrolase activity. Gene Ontology annotation, cellular component: peroxisomal matrix. Gene Ontology annotation, biological process: fatty acid catabolic process; acyl-CoA metabolic process. The record is from RefSeq and is a predicted model, not a curated record. Lineage: Eukaryota; Fungi; Basidiomycota; Exobasidiomycetes; Exobasidiales; Cryptobasidiaceae. The transcript is spliced from 7 exons.